CUGACCCCGGCCAGCUUCCACUUUCGUUUCCGCGAGGCGCGGGCCCGAUCCCGGCGGGGGGAUGUGGGCGCUGGAGGUGAGCGCGGUGCCGGCGGCGCUGGAGGACGAGCUGCUCGUGCUGUACUUCGAGAGCCGGCGGCGCUCGGGCGGCGGCCCCGUGCUGGCCUGUCGGCGCCGCGGGCCCCGCGCCCUCCUCACCUUCGCCAGCCCCGAGGACGCGCAGCGGGUCCUGGCGCGGGGCCGGCACGAGCUGCGGGGCGCGGAGCUGCAGGUGCGGCCGGCCGACCCGGGCAAGGUGCUGCUCCGCGGGCUGCAGCCCCGCACGGCGCCCGGCCCCCUCGAGCGCUACGUGGAGCGCCUGCUCGGCCGCCAGCGCCCGGCCUUCGCCCUGCACCGCAGCCACGACGGCCGCCACGCCCUGCUGCAGCUCGCCCAGCCGCUGCUGGCACACGCAGAGUUCCUGCAGCUGGAGGAGCGUGCGCGGGGCCAGGAGCUGGAUGGGGCGGCCGUGACGGUGGAGCAGGUGCCGCAGACCGACAGCGUGACCGUGCGGAGCCGCGGUACCGCGCUCAGCCAGGAACUGCUGGAGCUGUACUUCGAGAGCCGGCGCAGCGGCGGGGGCUGCGUGCAGGCCGUGCGGGUGCUGCCAGGAGGCAGAGCCGCCAUCGUGUCCUUCCAGGACCGCGAUGCUGUGGAGCGGGUGCUGCACAAGUCCCACCAGCUGCAGGAAGGCGAGCUGGACGUCUCCCCCUACUACGACUUCCUAGAGCCCUUGGCGGAGGACACCGAGACCACCCCGGGGGAGGCGGCUGCAGCUGGGGAGACCCGUGUGAGCGUGGGGGACGCCGCCAGGCUGCAGCUGCUGGCGGCCAGCCCGGCCCUGCAGGAGCUGCGCGAUGCCUUCCCGGACCUGGGGCUGCGGCUGGAGGGGGACGGGGCUUGGGUCUCGGGCGGGACCGCGGCGCAGCAGCAGGAGCUGCAGGACAGGCUCUUGCAGACCCUGCAGGGCAUGGCCCAGGAGCACGUGCCCCUGCCGCCCGAGACCCUGCGCUUCCUGCAGCGCGACGACGUCCAGGAGCAGCUGCGGCAGCGCCUGGAGAGCCGCCGGCUGGCCGCCUGCUACGCCCCGGCCGAGGGCACGGUGGUGGUGACGGCGCUGAGCUCUGCCGUGGCCCAGGAUGCUGCCCAGCUGCUGAGCAAGGCCCUGAGCCCCUUCUGCCUGCCGGUGUCCGAGCGGCACCUGGCAGCCCUGAGCUCCCCGUGCUGGGACCGGCUGCGGGCCGUGCUGCCCUGCUGCGACGUGCAGCUGGCGCCCGACGGCGGGCACUUGCAGGUGGUGACGCUGCGCAGCCUGGAGCAGGGGACGCGGGAGCGGCUGCUGGCCUUCCUGGAGGACGCCACGCCGGACGAAGCCCUGGUGCCCAUGGAGCCGGGCGCGCUGCGCUUCCUGCAGCUGCACUACCAGGACCUGCUGGGCAGCAUCGCCGAGGUCACGCUGCUGCCCCUGGACGACACCGACGUCACCGGCUUCCGGGUGAGCGGGGAGGCGAGCGCGUGCUGUGCGGCCGUCGAGUUCCUGCAGAGCCUGCUGGGCACCGUGAGCUCCCAGACGGUGACGCUGCGCUACCCCGGCGUUGCCCGCUUCCUGCUGGACGAGCCUGGGCAGAGCCUCUUGCAGGAGCUGGAAAGCUGCUUCCAGUGCGUCUUCGGGCUGGAGCACGUCCGCUGGAGCCCCCCGAACUCGUCGCAUGAACUCGAGCUGUCCGAGGAGCUGGUGCCCCUGAGCUGCCACCCAGACCCCCUUAUCUCCGCUGAGCCGCUGGAGCCCCCCGACGGAGCCACCAGAGACCACCAAGGCUCCAGCAUCGAGGAGAUCAAGGGGCUCCUCGCGGCCCUGCAGCCUGGGGACGGAGCGGCCCACGCUGAGGGGGAGACCCAGUACUUGGCUGGCGGUAACCCCGAGCCCCCGGCAGAGGGGGAGGAGGAUCUGUACACGGCGCCAGAGCCCGUUGCCGCCACGGAGCCGGAGCCGGAGCUGGAGCUGGAGGAGGGGGAGCCGCGGGGCCCGGCUGAUGGAGGCGAGAAGUUGCCGGGCGCGGAGCUGGGCAGCAGCGCGGACGAGGAGGCGCAGCUGCUGCUGGCCAUCCAGCAGUCCAUGGACAGCCAGCACGAGGAGGAGGAGCAGCUGCAGCGCGCCACCGAGCUCUCCUUGCGCUCUUACUGCCGGGAGUCGGAGCCGGGCGCCGUGGGGCUGGCGGCCGCCCUGGAGGCGUCACUGGAGGAGGCACUGGAGGUGGCCGACGCGGCGCGGGUCACCGUGUACACGGCCUACGAGCAGGACGUGAGUGCGCUGCUCUCGCAGCUGGAGCAGGCGCUGGAGGCGCAGCUGCGGGAGGAGGUGGUGAGCAGCGAGCAGCUGCGGGCCCUGCCGGCGCCAUGCCGCGGGUACCUGGUGCAGUUGCAGUGCCGGCACGCUGUGCGCCUGUCCCUGGCGGGUGCCACGGCCACGCUGCACGGCUUUGCCGAGUACCCCGUGGCCGCCUCCCGUGACCUCGCCCGGCUGCUGCACCGGCUGCUGCCGGCCGAACGCCCACAGGAUGGGGCAGGCGCCCGCUGGCUGCACUGGGACACGCCGGACACCCCCGUGCCCUACACGGCCGAGGCCAGCGCCCUGCUGGAGGAGGCCUGGCGUCGGCGGCAGCGGCAGCUGGACGUGCUCUUCGAUGGGAGGCCUUUCACCGUGGACUUCGAGCGCAUGGAGGAGUACGACAUCGGCAGCGCCCGCGCCCGCCCCAUCGCCCGUGACCUGCCCUCGGGGAAACUCCCCAGCAGCCCUCCAGCGGCGGGCGGUGUGCCCCUGGACGAGGAGGUGAGGCUGGUGCACCUGGCCGAGGGCUCGGAGGAGUUUCGGGACACGGUGCGCAGCUUCUACGACACGCUGGACAACUUCCACAACAAGAUCCGCGUGAUUAAGGUGGAGAAGCUGAUCCAUCCGCUGCUGUACCAGCAGUACCAGCUGAAGAAGGCAUGCAUGGAGAAGGCCUGCCACCACCGGCCCGUGGAGCGGCUCCUCUACCACGGCACCACCGAGGAGUCCAGCCGCGAGAUCUGCCAGCAUGGCUUCAACCGCAGCUUCUGCGGCAAGAACGCCACGCGGUUCGGGCAGGGCGUGUACUUCGCGGUGAAGGCCGUGCUGUCGGUGCAGGAGAUGUACUCCCCGCCCAGCGCCGACGGCAACAAGUACAUCUUCGUGGUCAAGGCGCUGACGGGCGAGUUCACGGUGGGCACCCCGGACAUGCGAGUGCCCCCGCUGCGGGAGGGCCCCGGGAUGCCGCGGCGCUACGACAGCGUGGUGGACAACCGCAGCCAGCCCGCCCUCUUCGUCAUCUUCAACGACACCCAGGCCUACCCCCAGUACCUCAUCACCUGCCAGCGCUGCCAGGCCCCGGCGCCCGUCUGACCGCGGUGCCCUCGCCCUGACCUGGGGCAGCGCCGGGGCUGUGGGACCCUCGCUGCCAGCCGUGCGUGCCGGGAGCUGUGUCCCCAGGGACAACGGGCCGCACCGGGCUGGUGCCUCUUGGCUGCCGCAUGCCUGCAACCCCUGCCUUGCUCACCGCCGUGCCUGUUUGUGCCGGGCUGCCCGGCGCCGCGCCCCAGGGCUGGGGGCAGCAGGGCACCGGGCCGUGGAGGUGUCCUGCCGCGCCGGGCCCUGGAGCGAUGCACCGGCACCUUGUUGGGGGGAUCUGGGAAGCUGACACUGGAGAGCAAAGAAACCCAGAUGUGAAAUACAGUUUGACUGCACAA
Molecule: messenger RNA, 3804 nt
Organism: Alligator mississippiensis (American alligator)
Lineage: Eukaryota; Metazoa; Chordata; Crocodylia; Alligatoridae
Gene: PARP10
Product: poly(ADP-ribose) polymerase family member 10
Exons: 10
Coding region: 62-3460 (1132 amino acids)
Biological process (GO): negative regulation of gene expression
Cellular component (GO): cytoplasm; nucleus
Molecular function (GO): nucleic acid binding; transcription corepressor activity; NAD+ poly-ADP-ribosyltransferase activity
Source: RefSeq, a predicted model, not a curated record